UGUCUUUUCCUCUGCCCCUAACUUACACGCAUGCACGAACACUCCGGCGCACAGCAACCAACAAGAAGAAUCUAAGUCCCCUUCGCAACCGUUUCGUAAAUUUUGGCCAGCCAUGGGCUGCGGCGCAUCGAAGUCUCCCUCCGUCGUGUACGUGAACGGCAGGCCAACGUUCGAGGGUGACGAGGUGGUGAAGGGGUUUGACGAGGGCAAUGGCCUCCUCUUCCGCAUCGUGAAUAACAAAAAGAGGCAGUGGGCUUACUACAACGACACCACCGAGUACGAGAUGCACGUGAAGGUGAAUUUUGGCGAGGACUGCGACAUCAGGGCUCUUGGCAAGACGCAUCUGGAGAAGUUGGAUUCAGGUGAGUACCUGGCGACAGUCGUCAUCUACCCGUGCGAGACGGAGAUGUUUAUUGAGGGCCGUGUGAAUGGCUUCAGGGUGAAGAUGGACGCGCUUCCUCUUUCUGAGGAAUACAGGCGUCAGAAGGGGUCAGCGGGAAAUAAAUAA
Messenger RNA from Trypanosoma rangeli, 508 nucleotides. RefSeq names its product calpain-like cysteine peptidase. The transcript has a single exon. The annotation marks the transcript as partial. The record is from RefSeq and is a predicted model, not a curated record. NCBI's taxonomy places the organism in Eukaryota, Euglenozoa, Kinetoplastea, Trypanosomatida, Trypanosomatidae.